Molecule: messenger RNA, 1657 nt
Organism: Planococcus citri (citrus mealybug)
Lineage: Eukaryota; Metazoa; Arthropoda; Insecta; Hemiptera; Pseudococcidae
Product: innexin inx3-like
Exons: 8
Coding region: 409-1527 (372 amino acids)
Biological process (GO): phototransduction
Cellular component (GO): gap junction; plasma membrane
Molecular function (GO): gap junction channel activity
Source: RefSeq, a predicted model, not a curated record
CGUAAUACUUUAACUAGUGUAACAAGAAACAAGAAGUGGUUCGGCUUUCUGUUGUUGCUACUGAAUUUUUUGAUUAUUUUUGCUUGAUUCGGUGUUACGGUGUGAUUUUUUUCUUCCAAAACUUACACAUGGAAUGUUCGUGAAGACGAUGACGAUUUUAAAUAUGAGCUAUCGCAAAAUUUUCCAACUAUAAAACUGAACUACUCCUUCAUUCAACAAAGCUUACUUACGCUUAAAGUAAGUACGUAUAGCUGGCCCAGUUUAUUUCAAAGUCUUUUGGAGAAAUUUUAUAAAUUCUGGAAAAACUGGAAAUCGCACUGGAGAUUCCAAAAUGGUCGAAAAUGCUGAAAUUCAGAUCUGCUGAGUUGAAAUUAGAUUGAAGACACGAUUUCAUAAAAAUCGGACAUCAUGUCCAUAUUGGCACUAGUGCAAAAUUUCAAGCCAAUUAUCAAACCUUCCACCGUAGUUGAAAAGCCCAUCGCCGACAAUACAAUUUUUAAACUUCAUUACAGAGCAACGACGUUAAUUUUUCUCGGUUGUUGCGUAUUUGUAACAGCGUAUUCUAUAUUUGGUGAACCAAUUCAAUGCAUUGGAGAAACCAAAGAUGAUGGAAGAACAAAAGUAGCAAAUACUUAUUGUUACUUGGGCUACACGUAUACUUUACCAUCAAAUCAACAUAGUGAUGAAAAACAAGCUGGAAUUGGACUGCAUACAGAAGGAGCAAAAAAGUAUCAUAAUUAUUAUCGAUGGAUACCAUUAAUGUUGUUUUUGCAAGGACUCUUAUUCUACGUACCUCAUUGGAUUUGGAAAAACUGGGAAGACAAGAGAAUUCAUUAUUUAACCAAAGACAUAAGAGGUCCUGUGGCAGAAGUAAAAUCCGAAGAUGUGAAAAAACUGAAGAAUUUAGCCCGAUACGCGGUCGAAUCUUUACAUAUGCACAAUACAUACGCACUGAUGUAUUACUUUUGCGAACUCCUCAACUUUAUCAAUGUUAUCGUCAAUAUGUACUUAAUCGAUUCAUUCCUGGAUGGCGAAUUCAUGAAAUAUGGCACCGAAGUACUGCAAUUCACCGAUCUGCCUCAAUAUAACAGAACAGACCCGAUGAUCAGGAUUUUCCCUCGAGUGACUAAAUGUGAUUUUCUCAAAGUUGGUCCCAGUGGAGGUCUUCAAAAUUACGACUAUCUUUGCGUACUUGCUUUGAACAACCUCAACGAGAAAAUUUACAUAUUUUUAUGGUUUUGGUUAAUCUUAUUAGGUUUUAUUUCGGCGCUACCUAUCGUAUACAGCGUGGCACUUUAUGUAUCACCUUUUGUUCGAGAAUAUGUAUUAAAAAGACAUUACAUUUCUAAAGAAAAGUACAAAGUGGGACUUUUGGUCGAUAACACACAGAUCGGAGACUUCUUCGUAUGGGACUUAUUGGGCAGAAAUAUGAGCUCAAAAUAUUAUCGAGAGUUUAUCAACGAGCUGCAUGCGAUGUUAAUCGACGGUGAUUCUUCUGAAAAACAAUCUCUCAGCGAAGAAUCAUGAAGAUACUAAAUUACUUACAUAUAAUAUUGUUAUAAAACUUUCGUUUAAGUUAUCUAAUUAAUAAGUCAAGUUUUAUAAACAACUUUUUUGCAUGAAUAUUUUGAAAAAAAGAAAUAUUUUUUCAGCGAAA